Messenger RNA from Anoplopoma fimbria (sablefish), 1147 nucleotides. RefSeq names its product ribokinase (gene rbks). Gene Ontology annotation, biological process: D-ribose metabolic process. The transcript has 9 exons. The record is from RefSeq and is a predicted model, not a curated record. Lineage: Eukaryota; Metazoa; Chordata; Actinopteri; Perciformes; Anoplopomatidae. The coding region runs from base 54 to 992 and encodes 312 amino acids. Gene Ontology annotation, molecular function: ribokinase activity.
GCCCGGCGCUGGUCUGGUUGUAACUCUGCAGGAACACAUAGGAAUGCAAGAUCAUGACCGAAGAGGCUUUUGAUGUGAUGGUGGUUGGCUCCUGUAUGACUGACUUGGUGAGCCAGGCACCAAGGCUACCAAAAGCCGGGGAAACCAUCCAUGGUCACAAGUUCUUCAUUGGCUUCGGAGGGAAAGGGGCCAACCAGUGCAUACAGGCGGCAAGACUGGGGGCCAAAACCGCCAUGGUCUGCAAGGUUGGUAAAGACUUCUUUGGAGACAAUUACAUUCAGAAUUUCAAAGACAAUGGCGUACACACAGGCUUUGUAGACCAGACCUCUGAGGCAGCCACAGGAGCUGCCUCCAUCGUUGUCAAUGAUGCAGGCGAGAAUGCCAUCGUGAUCGUAGCUGGAGCCAACAUGCUGCUGGGCUGCGAGGAGCUGCGGGGAGCUCUUCCGGCCAUCAGUCGGGCAAAAGUUCUGGUGUGCCAGCUGGAGAUCAGCCCGCAGACGUCCCUGCAGGCGCUACGCAUAGCUCAGGAGAACAAAGUGAAGACAAUAUUCAACCCAGCACCGGCCAUUGCAGACAUGGAUGAGGAUUUCUACAGAGCCUCUGAUGUGUUUUGCUGUAAUGAGUCUGAGGCUGAGCUGCUGACUGGUUCCUCCGUAGCUAAUGUGGAGGAUGCACAUCGGGUCGGCCGGGAGCUGCUGAAGCGCGGCUGUGGGUCAGUCAUCAUCACUUUGGGACCCCAAGGCUGUGUGGUUGUCAAGGCAGAGGGGUCUACCUCAAAGCAUGUUCAAACUACCGCGGUCGCAACUGUGGACACUACGGGCGCUGGAGACAGCUUUAUUGGAGCGCUGGCAUUUUACAUGGCUCAUUAUCCCACAAUGCCUCUGGAGGAGAUGGCCCUCAGAGCCAAUCAGGUGGCAGGAGUGAGUGUGCAGGCUGUUGGCACGCAGACGUCUUACCCCUUCAAAAAGGACCUACCAGCUGAACUGUUCUGAGAGCAGCAAAUCAGCAAGUAGACACCAGCGUUGAUGGAUUAAACCUGAAAUUAUUGACCCGUGAACACAACUGUCAUAUGAAAUAAGCUGCUUUUGAUAAAUCCAAGAGUGAACAAUACUAUUAAACUACUGAGGAUUGUUUAUGAUGUAGUCAA